This is a messenger RNA of Ornithodoros turicata, 1514 nucleotides long. It is a transcript of the gene Pex11ab, whose product is annotated as peroxisomal membrane protein 11B-like. Lineage: Eukaryota; Metazoa; Arthropoda; Arachnida; Ixodida; Argasidae. The record is from RefSeq and is a predicted model, not a curated record. The transcript has 4 exons. The coding region runs from base 179 to 901 and encodes 240 amino acids. Gene Ontology annotation, cellular component: peroxisomal membrane. Gene Ontology annotation, biological process: peroxisome fission.
GAUUUCUUCCUGGUUUACCCAGUGUUGAUUUCCUGCAGAAGUGGUUGCCUUGGUGGAUUUCAUGUUACGGUGGUACUUCGCGUGACGUAAUGUAGCUCAUCGUGUGAAUUUCCUCGUUCUCGAGUCUAAUUGGCAUAACUUAGCUCAAAAUUCUCGCACAUACAUCGCGUCAAGAAGGAUGUCAAAACCGGACCUACUCGCUGAAAUCGCGAGAUUCAACUCGCAAACCGCCGGCAGAGACAAGUUAUUUCGUUUGCUACAGUACAGCAGCCGGUUCAUCUGGUACGUCGUACAGAAAAAUUCAACCCGCCGAGAUUUGGUGACGAAGUUCCAAAACCUCGAGGUCACUUUCAGCUCUGGCAGGAGACUGUUACGUCUGGGCCGUUUCCUCGAUGGACUGCAUAGUGCACUGGCGACAAUUGGGUUGCCAAACGUUCCACUAAGGCUCUGCCUUACGCUGACACGUCUGGCAUACGCUCUUUACAUGCUCGUCGACAACUUGGUGUGGUUGCAUCAGGUCGGGCUCAUAACUAUAGACAAGGACGGAUGGUACCAUACGGCCAACAAACUGUGGCUUGUGUCUGCUGUGGCGGCCCUUGCUCGAGACCUGUACGAAGUCUCGGAGCUGCUGACCCUCUACCUGGGAGGGGGCGGAGCGCCUGCCCUACGAUCAAGGUGCAAACAAAUCAGCACCCUGUCAGAGUUAGGAGUCCAGUUUCUGACAGUGCACAGAAGUCUGGUCUUGGACCUCGUGAAGAACUUUGCCGACUUCUGGCUUCCUUACACUGCACUGGGGUACACAGGCCUAAGACCCGGAACCAUAGGCCUGCUCGGCAUUAUUUCGAGCUUGGCCGGCAUUAUGCCGAUGUUUCAGCCGUCACUCAAGCUGGUUCCAAGUUAAGGAGACCCGCGGAUGUUUUAGGGCAUUAGUCAUCUAAUGACAUUGAGAUCCUGUAGAUUGUGUCGGUGGUUUUCGGUUUCUCAUGUCGUGUUGCGGUGCUUGGUGUGUUCUGAUGUGAAAUAUGGGGUUCAUACACACUGAAUGAAAGAAUGACAUUGUCUUAGUCAUGUUCUUCAUCAUCCAUGUGCCAGAUUGGUUUUCUGUGCAGUAAGAGGACCCCCGCCUCGACUUCCUCAAAGGCACUUUUAAGAAACACCCAGUUACUUCACUGCUCAUGAUAAUUGCAUUAGGUCACGUUUUUCCUUCCAAUACUGAUGAUGUGGCAGCUGUCCUAAAAGCUUGUUUUUCCUUUCACGUGUAACAUAUUUUAGUUUAAGCAUGCAUAACUGCAUCUUAGAUUGUUACACAGGGUGAAGCACACAAUGGAAAUUCUGAAUACCUACUUUGAAUCUAAAAAAAUUCUUUUAAAGCUUCUUUCAUAAGUGGACAGUGACAUGACAAGGAUGUGAACGUGAAAGAGUGGUGGCAGGUAUUAUAAUUGGUGACGGGAAUUCUUUCUUCAAAGACAACAAGGUCUGUGAUAAUAAAGUGCUGCAUAGCAAUAUAACUUUGA